Molecule: messenger RNA, 2231 nt
Organism: Electrophorus electricus (electric eel)
Lineage: Eukaryota; Metazoa; Chordata; Actinopteri; Gymnotiformes; Gymnotidae
Molecular function (GO): oxidoreductase activity, acting on paired donors, with incorporation or reduction of molecular oxygen, reduced ascorbate as one donor, and incorporation of one atom of oxygen
Source: RefSeq, a predicted model, not a curated record
UAUCAAAAUGAGGAAGUAGUGGACCUGACAGUUAUGAAAGUGAUACUAGCAGCAGAUCAGAUCAAAUAUGUAGUUCGCUUACUUUCCAUAUUCUUGCACCAGAGACGCAGCAAGAGUCCUGCGAUUGGGGCAAAUGAGAGUCCACCAUGACACAUGAUGGCGUACAACGAGUAACACUUUAUGGCAUCCUUUUUUGCUUUGCGACUGUUAGUGUGCAGGCAACGCGGUCAAAGGCGAAACUCUACAGCAUAUCGGACGAAAUCACAAAUAACCUGAAAUCCGAACACAAACCGGCUGGAUUGGCAGGGUUUGAACCAGGGGACCUUGCCCAAGAUUUCAGAGUGAAAACUCUAGAUGGCGAGUUUGUUUAUCCGCUUCAGAAAAAUGCGAAUUCCUCGGUUAUCAUUCAUGCAUUCACCAAUAAGUCGGCUUUCUUGGAGUGUUUGUGGACAUCCAGUGCGUCUCUCUCAGACUUGGUUCAGUAUUUGCCUGAGACAGCUGAGGUCCUUUUUUUGUCUCUGGACGACUCUGCUCCUCUUGAUGCACUUUGGAUGAGGGAGCAAGUCUAUCGCGCGGCGACAUUCAGGGGGAAAGAAAUUUUGUCCCGACUUCAUUUCUCACCCAUUCCUGUCUACGCGCUGGGGAACUGGAUACCGAGAGUGCUGUACUCUUGGGGAUGCGGCGGACACAACUGUGGCAUCGCCCAGGUGCUUUUCACCUCUCCAGAGUGGAAGAUGCCCGUGGUGUCGAAGCGCCUGAACGCCAGGUAUGACUGGUUGGAUGGUCACUGGGAACCAAAGUCGUACAGUCUGGUCGACGCGGGAAACGGUUGUGAGCCUAAAACCGCGGCUGCUGGAGCUGUUGCCUGGGUGUCUGAGGGCGGCUGCUCUUUUUACACAAAAAUUAAAACUAUGGCUGACUCCAAAGCUGUUGGUGUGCUGGUUUAUGCCUUACCUGGCAACCCUAUUCAGGAUAUGAAUUGUGAUGCAGAGGAAUGUGAGACCCCCCUCAGCAUCCCUGCUUCUAUGCUCCACAUGGAACCUGCUGUAGUGCAGGCCCUGCUAAUGCGGAAACCAGUGAAUGUGUCAUUUCAGGUUACUCCUUCACCAAACGUCUUCAUUGCAAUCAACCAGCAGGGAGAACUGGCAGAGAUGGGCAGGUUCCUUUAUCCCACUUUCAGGUUCCUUAGUUGGCAGGCUCAGUGGUUUGACUUCUUUGAGGACUUGGUGGGGCGCCUGAAGAGGCCGGCCGUCGUGGUGCCCGUGCUGGACGACGCGCUGAUGCAGGGGAAGGCUGGGGCCCAGGCAGUGGUCCAGCUGCCCUCAGCCCUGCAGGAGUACGACACGCUGGAGUUGGACGCGGCGCUCUCCUGCCCUGGUCGGCGGGACGAGACGUGCGCCCAUUGGGACCACACCGUGCAACUGCUCGUCUGCUGCGAACGCUUCAGCCCCUACUGCGACCUGGAACUGGGCCGCUGGAUCACCGCCUUCCGCAGAGGCACAGGGCGCUGGCUGACGGACGUGUCGCCCCUCCUUCCGCUGCUGAGCAGUGAUCGUUGUGCCUUGACCAUGAAGACCGUCCCCUGGGCCAUGCCCUGGAUAGCAUCCCUGAAUCUGCGCUUCAGCCAUAGCGACCGGUCAGUUUGUUCUACAGAAAAUUCCUCAGAUUUGCUUCACCCUUUCAAGCUGACCUCUCUAUACAACGGUGGAACCUUUGACAAAGACUACAACAGGAGAUUCCAGGAGAUCAAAUUUACUAUUCCAGUUUUGGCUAAAAAGGUGGAGCUGUAUGCUGUUAUCACAGGCCAUGGGAGUGAUGAGAAUAAGUGUAGUGAAUUCUGUGUAACGUCGCACUACUUUCUUGUCAACAACAUGUACAACAAUUCUCUAACAUUUGAAUCAGCUGGGUCAGCCCUGGGCUGUGCCCUGCGUGUGGGUGAAGGGGCAGUGCCCAACGAGCACGGCACAUGGCUGUACGGGCGUGGGGGAUGGUGUGACGGCCUGCAGGUCGACCCAUGGAGGGUUGACAUCACGCCACAGCUUGACAUGGGCGGGUCCAACACCAUCCUGUACUUUGGUCUCUAUGAGGGACGGAACCCCAGUCCAGUCAAGGAUCCAGGGUACAUUAUAAUGUACUCCUACCUUGUUUUUUAUAAGUGAUUUCUAAGAUAAACGUACAUUUGAAAGAUUUAUUGUGUGUCAGACUCAUGAUUAAAGACUGCUAUCUCAGAA